AUGUCUUCUGAGCGUUUCGACAAGUUGGUCUCGUACAUUCCUUACGUGACGACUUUCAUACUCGUCGCUGUCUAUUUCGUAUUCGUCGUGCCGCACAUCCAGGACUACAUCGCCACAGCCUCGGGCUACAUCACUGCCGCGCAGAAAGCAGCUCAUGCCCAGGAGUUCCCGAGAGGCUGCUCACCCCCGAUAACCUCGACAGAUGUCGACGCCGGUGCACGCAGGUCGCUGCACCAACGGCCCGAGUCCAAACCAUCCUCGCCCUAUCCGCGGCACGCUUCAACACCCAGCAUUCUGACCACAGAACUUCACGGGCCCAUACGCGACAUGGAGAGCCCCGUUGAAGAACCACCGACAGAGAACGAGCCAACAUGGCUCAACAUGCCGAACAAGCGCGCCCUAGUCAUCCUCGCGCUCUCGCGCCUCGUCGACUUUUGGCAAACGGCGUCCCUCUAA
This is a messenger RNA of Didymella exigua CBS 183.55, 456 nucleotides long. RefSeq lists its product as uncharacterized. NCBI's taxonomy places the organism in Eukaryota, Fungi, Ascomycota, Dothideomycetes, Pleosporales, Didymellaceae. Bases 1 to 456 code for a protein of 151 amino acids. The record is from RefSeq and is a predicted model, not a curated record. The transcript has 2 exons.